Molecule: messenger RNA, 1461 nt
Organism: Fraxinus pennsylvanica
Lineage: Eukaryota; Viridiplantae; Streptophyta; Magnoliopsida; Lamiales; Oleaceae
Source: the annotation of a GenBank genome assembly
AUGGCGGAGGAAGCUGUAUUAGGUUAUCUGGAGGAGAAUGAAGAGAUAUCGGAUUCGGGAAAAUUCUCCGAGGAAAAGGGAAUCAGUCACGAUGAGAUCGUCAAUGUCAUCAAGAGCCUCAACGGUUUCCGACUCGUCGACGCGCAAGACAUUAAGAGAGAAAGAUGGGGGCUCACCAAGGAGGGGGAAAUGUAUGCUGAGGCAGGAUCUCCUGAAGCCCAACUCUUUUUAGCUAUACCACCAGAGGGUAUAACACGGGAAGAGUUGCAGAAAAAGUUGGAUCCCUCAAUUUUCAAAAUAGGUUGCCAGCAGGCCAUAAAGAACAAAUGGAUAGAGAUGGGUAAAUCACAGGUGUCCAGGAAGGUACAACAUGUUGAUGACAGAGUGAGAGAUUUGCUCGUGCAGAUUCAAAAUGGGGAGGCAGUGAAUGCUGAGGAUGUUGAUGCUCUCAAAAAAAGAAAGCUUAUUACUCCACUGAUAUGGAAAGGCUAUUCAGUUAAAAAGGGUCCUAAAUAUGCUCCAAAAAGGAAAAAGGUGGCUACUGAUCUAACUCGAGAGAAUCUGCUAAGGGGAGAUUGGAGGGAGCUAGAGUUUAAAGAGUACAACUUCCUUGCGAAGGGCCAGCCAACUGAAGGUGGCUGUCUCCACCCAUUACUCAAGGUGCGGCGUCAAAUGCAGAUGAUAUUUCUUCAGAUGGGGUUUGAAGAGAUGCCAACUAACAAUUUUAUUGAAAGCAGCUUCUGGAACUUUGAUGCACUGUUCCAGCCUCAACAACACCCAGCUCGUGAUUCGCAUGAUACAUUCUUUUUGAAAGAGCCUUCUACUACAAAAAUGCUUCCUGAGGAUUAUGUUGAGCGGGUGAAGGGAGUUCAUGAAUCUGGUGGUUAUGGGUCCAGGGGGUAUGGGUAUGAAUGGAAGAGGGAAGAAGCAAACAAGAAUCUUCUGCGGACUCAUACUACUGCCGUUUCCACCAGGAUGCUGUAUGCACUUGCACAGGACUUUGCUCCCAAAAAGUACUAUUCAAUAGAUCGUGUUUUCAGGAAUGAAGCCGUGGAUCGAACACAUCUUGCAGAGUUCCACCAGAUAGAAGGUUUAAUUUGCGAUCGUGGGCUUACUCUUGGACAUUUGAUAGGCGUUCUCGAAGAUUUCUUCUCUCGUCUGGGAAUGUCCAAGCUUAAAUUCAAGCCUGCUUACAAUCCAUAUACUGAACCCAGCAUGGAAAUCUUCAGUUAUCAUGAAGGUUUACGGAAAUGGGUCGAAAUUGGAAACUCUGGAAUGUUCAGACCUGAAAUGCUGCUUCCCAUGGGGCUUCCUGAAGAUGUUCAGGUUAUUGCAUGGGGUCUUUCCCUUGAAAGACCCACUAUGAUACUUUAUGGGAUCGACAACAUCAGAGAUCUCUUCGGACACAAGGUGGAUCUUGGUCUCAUUAAGAGAAACCCAUUAUGCCGCCUUGGUCUUUAA